AUGGCACCAUCGAGGGCACCAAGUACCCUUCUGCUCCAUUCCCUAAGAUCAUUGACCAUCGAAGCACCCAAACCGACCACGGCCUUCCGCAGCCUCUCUUCAACUCAUGCAAACCUUCAGGAAGCCGUGGCCCAGAAGCAACCCUCGUACUAUCAAAACCCCGACCCUCUCAAUGCCUACGUACCUCGCCUCGAACGGAGAUUGAUCCGAUCUGGAAAGCAACUGAUUGGCUCACGACGACGAAGGGCCGCCAUUGCGAAAUCCCCUGGCAUCGCUUUCGAUGAACUGCCAUACCAGUGUUUUCAGGAGGCGAGAAAGGUCCUGGUCGCGGAUCGAGAAGAGAAGGUCAAGAAGAUCGAAGUGGAAAGAGCGCGUAUCACAAGACUGAACUCGCUUGAUUCGAACACCAUUCCAGGCGGAGAGGCGGCCAAGCAACGAAGGCUGAGAAGCAUGGAAGCCGAACUCCAAAAAUUGAAGAUUCUGGCCGAUAUCAACGAUCCUAACGUCAAGAGACGGUUCGAAGAUGGAAAAGGUGACAUGAGCAAACCCAUUUACAGAUAUCUUGCCGAACAGAAAUGGCAAGAGUACCCACGAAAAGUCCAGGUUCAGAGAAUCAACCAGAUGAAGGUUAUACCCGACGUUGUUCCAGCGGUCGACCCGAUCCUGGACAUCAAGAUUACCUUCGGCAAGCGCACCUAUCCACCUGGAGAAUUCGUCCCAUCCCUGGCGAGUGAACAGCCCCCCCGACUCACCCUCCAGGCAUUCGAAAAGGGCGAGAAAACAGUCACCAUUGCCAUCAUUGACCCAGAUGUGCCAAACUUUGAAACCGACAGCUUUGACUCAAGAUGCCAUUUCCUGGCUUCCAACAUACAAAUCUCCCCGGUGCAGCCUACCGUUGACCUCGCCGGCCUUGCGACCACCUCACAAGUGCUUUUGCCAUGGCUACCACCACAUGCCCAGAAGGGCAGUCCAUACCACCGAUUGUCGAUUAUUGUGUUGCAACAGAAGGACAAUAUCCCCAUUGACGUGGCAGCUGCAACCAAAAUGGUCCAACGUGAUGGGUUCUCCCUGCGCAGCUUUAUGAGCCGACAGAAGCUCCUGAAACCGAUCUCGGCCUCCCUGUUCCGAGCCACGUGGGACGAGAACACUGCUGCUGUCAUGGCCAGAGCUGGUCUCGAGGGUGGCGAUCUCGAAUUGAAGAGGAAGAAGGUGGAGCCAUUGCCGUACAAGAGGCGCAAUCCCUCCAGCUUCAGGUAG
Messenger RNA from Exophiala bonariae, 1257 nucleotides. RefSeq lists its product as uncharacterized. NCBI's taxonomy places the organism in Eukaryota, Fungi, Ascomycota, Eurotiomycetes, Chaetothyriales, Herpotrichiellaceae. The record is from RefSeq and is a predicted model, not a curated record. Bases 1 to 1257 code for a protein of 418 amino acids. The transcript has 2 exons.